This is a messenger RNA of Gasterosteus aculeatus aculeatus (three-spined stickleback), 2900 nucleotides long. RefSeq names its product retinol dehydrogenase 10a (gene rdh10a). The record is from RefSeq and is a predicted model, not a curated record. NCBI's taxonomy places the organism in Eukaryota, Metazoa, Chordata, Actinopteri, Perciformes, Gasterosteidae. Gene Ontology annotation, molecular function: oxidoreductase activity, acting on the CH-OH group of donors, NAD or NADP as acceptor. Gene Ontology annotation, cellular component: lipid droplet.
CGUGUAUGGAUGUGGCGCUUCAUUCUGACGGGCGCUCACGUCUCGGUCCUAUUGGGUCCAGCGUUGAUGGGAGGACUGAAUAAAUAGCGAGUGGGAUGCGAGUGAGGAUGAGAUGAGUGGCGGAGCAGCAGCAGCAGCAGCAGCAGCAGAGGAAGUGGGAGGCACAGGAACUGGACUCUGACUCAACGGGCAUCUGAAUUCUCCUUUCGCUCUCAAGUUGCGCUCCUUCUUUGCACACUUUUUUGCGCUCUAGCCGUUGUCAGUUUCCCCCCCACCCAUUCUUUUUCUUCUUUUUCCGUCCUAUACCUGCACUGUGGGUGCAAGUUGCGUCGGUGCGCCUCCUGCCUUCCCAUCUGCUACCGAACAGGUUUCAAAACAUUCCCUGCGCUGCUUCCGCCGCUCAUUCGAAUCGCAUUUGAAAAGCACGGCCAACAUGAUGAUAAUAUUCGCCGAGUUCUUCGUGGUCAUCUUGAAGGUGCUCUGGGCUAUCGUGACCGCCGGGACUAAAUGGGUUGUGCGGCCGAAGGAGAAGAGCGUGGCCGGACAGGUGUGCGUGAUCACCGGCGCUGGAAGCGGCCUCGGGCGGCUCUUCGCCAAGGAGUUCGCCCGGAGGCGAGCGAUCCUGGUCUUAUGGGACAUAAACAGCCAAAGCAAUGAGGAGACCGCGGAGAUGGUGCGGCAGAUUUACCACGAGCUGGACACUCCCAUAACCAAAGACGGACCUGUCAGAGGGGUGGAGGAGGUCCCCCCCUUCCAGCCGCAGGUCUACACCUAUGUGUGUGACGUGGGAAAGCGGGAGAGCGUGUAUUCCACAGCCGAGAAGGUGCGUCGAGAGGUGGGGAACGUGGACCUGCUGAUCAACAACGCCGGCGUCGUCUCCGGCCAUCACCUCCUGGAGUGCCCCGAUGAGCUGAUCGAGCGCACCAUGGUGGUCAACUGCCAUGCGCACUUUUGGACCACCAAGGCGUUCCUCCCCAAGAUGCUGGAGCUGAAUCAUGGUCACAUUGUGACGGUUGCCAGCUCCCUGGGUUUAUUCAGCACAGCUGGAGUGGAGGACUACUGCGCCAGUAAGUUCGGUGCCAUCGGGUUCCACGAGUCACUGAGCCACGAGGUGAAGGCCUCAGAGAAGGACGGCAUCAACAUGACCCUGGUGUGCCCUUACCUGGUCGACACGGGAAUGUUCAAAGGCUGCAGGAUAAGGAAGGAGAUUGAGCCUUUCCUGCCUCCCCUGAAGCCAGAGUUCUGUGUGAAACAGGCCAUGAGGGCCAUCCUCACUGACCAGCCCAUGAUCUGUACACCUCGCAUCGUCUAUAUGGUCAACUUCAUGAAAAGCAUUCUGCCGUUCGAGGCCAUCGUGUGCAUGUACCGGUUCCUCGGCGCCGACAAGUGCAUGUACCCCUUCCUGGCCCAGAGAAAGGAGGCCAUGAACAACAACGAGGCAAAGAACGGGAUGUAGGGGGGAGAGGGGGGGGGGGGGGGGGGGGGGGGGGGUUGCUGUUUGGGACACGAACAGAGGGACAUAAACCUGCAAGCACGAGGAAACAACCACUGAGGAUGAAAAUGGGGAAGAAGGGAGGAAGGAAGGAAAUGCGAAAAGACUGAAUCUAGACUUGUGCACUUGCGCGGAGCAAAUGCAAAGGUUUACCAUAUUGUUCCUCUGGAACAAAGAAAGCUGUGUACUACACAAAUGAUUUAUUUGACUUUGUUUUGUCUUUUUUUAUUUUUUGAGUUUAAAGAAACCAACAACUAUAUACUGUGUCACUAGUUUUGAAAUCAUACAGAAAAGCUAUCCUAUAAUUAACUAUUUACGUAAUGUAGUCACCAGCCUUAUUUAGUGUCAUUGUGGAAAUAUACAGUAUGUUACUGUACAAACAGUAAAACAAAUGUUUUUCACUUUUAUUUAAUUUUUGUAGACAUGCACUGUAAUUUCAGAUUUUUCUCUACACUCUUCUUCAAACCACCCAACGUCUCCCCGCCGCGGAGGCUCUUUUAUCAGGCAGCAGCUCAGCAAAGGCUCUGAUUACAGCUCGUGUUUUUUAAAAUGAAGCAAGAUAAAUGUCACAAUUAAGGUUGAUGAUAAUGUUUUUUUUUAUUUUUUAAAUACUUAAGUUACAGAUGUGUGGCAUACACGGCGUGUUGAUGAUGAUGAAGCGUACGCAUCCCCGAUAGGACGUUUUUAAAGGGCCAAUUUAAAAGAGUCUCCAGCGUAACGGCACUCAACAUUGGCCCUUUUUAAUUGUCUCUUGUUUCAGGUCUGUAUUGAAUAAGCUCUCAAAUGAAAAAGCUGUAAACAUCCGGGGGUCGAACGAGCAUUCAGAAUGUAACGCUUUUGGGAGAGUCGAGGGGAAAUUUAUUUCUCUCAUUUGUCUUUGUUUUCAAGAUCUGUGUUUGUUAAUAUUGUAAAAUGAUCUGUUAUCAACAUUUGUUCAAAAACCAACAAACGUAGGCUGUAACUCCGAGCAAAACCGCCGUCCCAACACUGAUGUGUGGUCGAGGGAAACGUAUUAAAGACACUAGACUCCCAUUAUCCUUUCCAAAGUAAAACUUUAACUCUCCUAUUCAUUGUCCAGUUAAAGUGAAAUGUAAAUGUUUAAAUGUUGUGAAUACCCCCCAGUAUCCCAAAUGACUGUCUCCACCAUAUUUGAUGUAUGAAUAUUUUAUAUAAACUUUGGGAUGACAAGAGUUUCAGAAUUUCAACUACAUUCCAAUAGGCUUCAUCCCUUGAGUCACACUGAUGAGCCUAAAUUCUCUACCUCCUGAGUUUUUUUUUGUUGACAGUAUGACAUAAGCCUUUUUAUUUUGUAAUUUUCUCAAGACUGCUCCAUUGUAGAGCAAAUGUGGUUCCAAUGUUUAGUGUCUCUACCUAACUUAAAUUAAUAAAAGUGAUUUAGAUUAUUAAA